This is a messenger RNA of Coregonus clupeaformis (lake whitefish), 864 nucleotides long. RefSeq names its product endonuclease domain-containing 1 protein-like. Bases 1 to 864 code for a protein of 287 amino acids. Gene Ontology annotation, molecular function: nucleic acid binding; metal ion binding; hydrolase activity. The transcript is spliced from 2 exons. NCBI's taxonomy places the organism in Eukaryota, Metazoa, Chordata, Actinopteri, Salmoniformes, Salmonidae. The record is from RefSeq and is a predicted model, not a curated record.
AUGUUCCUGUGGGUGCCCUGGGGCUGGUGUGGCGUGGUGGAGGACUUUGACCAUGUGGAGCGCUGUAAGGACUCUAUGUACAUGGGCAGCCCACCACGGGGCUACCUGGGGGGCAGCAACCUGAAGAAGAUCUGCCAGCGCCUGGAGGACAAGCCCCGAUUCGUCACCCUCUAUGACCCCCACAGACACAUGCCCCUCUACUCUGCCUAUACCUUCAAACGGUCUGACGGGGAGAAGAGCAUGGACCAGCCCUGGAUGUAUGAACCACAGCUGGCCUCCAGUAAAGCCAGCAGUAAUAUGGAGGUCUUCCCCCAGUCGGCUCAGAUGCACAUGCGUCUCAUGGACAGUCAGGCGGUGCUGGACGACUUUACAGAUGUGGCCCAGUAUGAGCGUGGCCAAUUGAACCCAGACCAGCACCAGUCGGAGCCCCUGGACAAGGCAGCCACCUACACCCUGUCCAACGUGGUGCCUCAGAUCAGAGAGUUCAAAACUGGCCCCUGGGCCCAGCACGAGGACCGCAUCAGACAACGCCUCAACAACUACUGCCGCGGCAAUGCCUAUGUCAUCACGGGAGUUACCUCGGCUGGGAACAUGAUCCGGCGAGACAACCAGGAACGUGUGGGCAUCCCAGAGUACAUGUGGACGGCCUACUGCUGUCCAGACUACGACCACAAUGCCCCCUACCUAGAGCGCUACCGCUUCCCUGUGUUUGGGGCCUAUGGUCUGAAUGACAGGGUCAACAAUGCUGUGGUGGAGGUGCCUAUCAAGACCCUAGAGAAGUUUCUGAAGGGACGGAUGGAAGUGGACAAGAACUACCAGAUCUUCGACAAUGACUGUGUGCCUGAUGACAUGUUGCCAUACUAG